Molecule: messenger RNA, 584 nt
Organism: Dissoconium aciculare CBS 342.82
Lineage: Eukaryota; Fungi; Ascomycota; Dothideomycetes; Mycosphaerellales; Dissoconiaceae
Exons: 1
Coding region: 96-407 (103 amino acids)
Source: RefSeq, a predicted model, not a curated record
UGAACGACCACCGAUCGGGGAUGGACUACCACUAAUACUCCUACUACUACCACUACUAUUACAAUUCAUAGGCAUAUAAUAAUUUGCCCUGGGUCAUGAUGAUGGACGGCAUCACAAUCCCUUCAAUCUCGGAGGAAGCAGGAAUGCCACCGGGUCGGACGAGGGAGAGGGAGUGGGAGGAAGAGAGGCAGAGAGAGAGAGGCAGAGAGAGAGAGAGAGAGAGAGGCGGAGAGAGUUCGGUCGAAGUCAGGCCCAGUCCGACGCCGCCAUAUGCCAUUUACUCAUCAUCUGCCCCCAAUAUGCCCAGGUGUACAUGUAUCAUGACCAGACCCCCGGGGCGGUGGCUUGUUCUAUCGUCAUCGUCACCGAUCGCCAACACCCGCACGCUUCUGCCCUUUCCUCCCUGAAAAUGAUGGCCGACGCAGUAGGUUAUUGCUAGGAGAGAACAGACCGAUGUCGAAGAACCGCCCGUAUUGGGAAGAAUGAUGGGUGGGUAGAAACAGCCGACAUCAUUUCUCGGUGAACUCCUCCCGGCUUAUCGCACAGCGAGAGACCCUCCACGACAAGCAGCCCGCCAGCCCGCC